Ostreococcus tauri is the source of this 1953-nucleotide messenger RNA. RefSeq names its product AMP-dependent synthetase/ligase. Gene Ontology annotation, biological process: fatty acid metabolic process. The transcript has a single exon. The record is from RefSeq and is a predicted model, not a curated record. Bases 1 to 1953 code for a protein of 650 amino acids. Gene Ontology annotation, molecular function: medium-chain fatty acid-CoA ligase activity. NCBI's taxonomy places the organism in Eukaryota, Viridiplantae, Chlorophyta, Mamiellophyceae, Mamiellales, Bathycoccaceae.
AUGGAUGGAGAUGAAAUCGUUCGUCCAGACUCGGACGCCAGAGUGCUCGCGACGUCGGCAGAGCGCGUCGUCGCGCGCCCGGCGCACGCCGACACGACGAGCGCGCCGGAGGGCCGAGCGGGCGCGUACACCGCGAUGCGCGCGCGGGCUCUACGGCGAUGCGCGGUGACGUGCGCGAGAGCGCGUUUGGGAAGAACGAGGAGUGACCGUUCGAGCGCGACGUUCUCGAGAGGCGACGGACGUUCGAGAGCUCGCGCUGGGUCCUUGGGGGUGGAGGGUGUCAACGCGCGUUCGUUCGUACGCGUCGGAUCGAGCGAAGGGACGUCGAGCGCGGUCGAGGGGGCUUGGGAGGCGAUUCGGAGGCGCGCGUCGGAGGCGCCCGACGCGCCUGCGACGCUCGCUGGCGAUGGCGGUUCGGCGACCUACGGAACAAUGAUGCGCGCGGCGUCGACGCUGGCGGAUGGGUUAAAAAAUGUGGUCGAUCGUGGGACGCGCGUGGGGUUGGCGGCGACGCCGGGGAGGGAGUAUUGCGCUUCGGCGUACGCAACGUGGGCCAGAGGAGGCGUCUUGGUGCCGAUAGCAAGCUCGCACUCGGAGGAAGAUGCGGCGUACGUGAUGGAGCAGAGCGGAAUGAAAAUCGCGCUCGUCCCACCGAAUGUGGACGGUGAAGAGGACGCGGAGACUUAUCAAAAGUACGCGAGAGCGGCGAAGAGAUUCGGUUUGGAAGUGGAACUGCGACACGUGGAGACGAUGGAAAAGUUACUCUCCUCGACUACGAGCACGGACUUCUCCGACGCUGAGAACGUCGGAGCAGACGACGGUGCACUCAUCAUUUAUACUAGUGGAACCACGGGACGUCCUAAGGGGGCACUGCACACUCACCGAUCCCUGUAUGCGCAAUGCGCUGGCUUGAUCGACGCUUGGCGAUGGGACGCGAGCGACAGGAUAAUACACGCGCUUCCGAUGCAUCACAUCCACGGCAUCGUCAACGCUUGGAUGUGCGCUCACAUAAGCGGUGCGACCGUCGAGUUCCAGCGCACUUUCACGCCUCGCGGAGUUUGGGCUCGGUUACGCGAUGAGUCCAAGCCCCCUGUGACGGUCUUCAUGGGCGUCCCGACGAUGUAUGUCAUGCUCAUGCGUGCGCUCCACGGAAGCAUGGCGCCCGACGCGCGCUUAGCAUCCAUCAAUGCGGCUUCAAAACUGCGUUUGACGGUGAGCGGCUCAGCGGCGUGUCCCGUUCCAGUCUUGGAGGAAUGGCGGAAACUCACCGGUAGAAGUUUGCUCGAACGUUACGGCAUGACUGAAAUCGGCAUGGCGCUUAGUAAUCCGUAUGACGAGAAGAAACACAAGCCGGGGUACGUGGGAAUACCUUUACCUGGGGUGGAGGUGAAACUCGCCCCGUUAGUCGGCGAUGAAGUCGCCGCCGAGGCUGCGUCGGACGAUGAAUACGCUCAAGGACCCGGCGAGCUACUCGUCAAGGGUGCAAAUUUAUUUGCGCAGUAUUACGACAAUCAGAGGGCAACUGCGGAGAGUUUCGACGAAGAUGGCUAUUUUAAAACGGGUGACGUCGCGGCCAUGUCGAGCGAUGGUUACUGGCGUAUUUUGGGUCGGGCAUCCGUUGACAUUCUCAAGGUUGGGGGGUUCAAGGUGAGCGCGCUUGAAAUCGAGGCAAAACUGCUUGAGAACCCAUCCAUCGCGGAAGUUGCCGUUUUGGGUAUCCCUGACGAAGCGUACGGACAGCGAGCCGCGGCUCUCGUCGUCCCCGCGAUCGAUACCGAGACCGGUCAACCCGUCAACUUGACCGAGAACGACAUCAUGACGUGGGUGCGUCACAACACGCCGUCGAAGCACCAUUUGCGCGUGGUGAAGUUCGCGGAAAAGGUGCCUCGAAAUGCCAUGGGAAAGAUAAACAAGAAGGAUCUGCAGAAGACGCAUUUUAUUGAUUGUUUUUAG